Molecule: messenger RNA, 606 nt
Organism: Plasmodium gaboni
Lineage: Eukaryota; Apicomplexa; Aconoidasida; Haemosporida; Plasmodiidae
Product: putative small nuclear ribonucleoprotein-associated protein B
Exons: 2
Coding region: 1-606 (201 amino acids)
Biological process (GO): mRNA splicing, via spliceosome
Cellular component (GO): U4 snRNP; U2-type prespliceosome; U2 snRNP
Molecular function (GO): RNA binding
Source: RefSeq, a predicted model, not a curated record
AUGGGAAAAAAUUCACGUUUAGAAACAUGGCUACAGUAUAGAGUUAGGGUUACUAUAAGUGAUACAAGAUAUUUUGUUGGUACCUUUCUUUCAUAUGAUAGGCAUAUGAAUAUAGUUUUAGUAGAUGCCGAAGAAUUUAGAAAAGUAAAAAGUCAGGAGAAUUCAAUGAAGGAGAUAAAACGUGUGGUUGGAUUAAUAUUAAUAAGAGGAGAAAACAUUGUUUCUUUUACAGCUGAACAAGCACCAAUAAAUAAAAAAUCUAUGAGUAAUGUUAUCAAUAAAGGUAUUGCAACGGGUCGAGGCAUACCAUUAAAUAAUUAUGUACCUAUGCAAAAUAAUUUUAAUAAUCCUCUAGGUAAUCCUAUGGGUACUAUGCCCACAGGUAUGGUAUUAAAUACAGGUGCAAAUAAAAAUUUAAAUCCAGCAAUUAAUCCAAAUAUAAGAUUACCAAAUAUGGGAAUAAAUAAUCAGAGACCUAUGAUGCCUCCAAUAAAUAUGCAAAUUAAUCAGAACGUACCAAAUAAUAAUACAAAUCAAGUAAGAGGAUUACCACCAGGUGCUCCACAAUUACCUUUCCCACCUAAUAUGAAUCCUCCAGCAGAAUAA